This is a messenger RNA of Sorghum bicolor (sorghum), 1569 nucleotides long. RefSeq names its product putative glucan endo-1,3-beta-glucosidase GVI. Gene Ontology annotation, cellular component: plasma membrane. Gene Ontology annotation, molecular function: hydrolase activity, hydrolyzing O-glycosyl compounds. Bases 275 to 1366 code for a protein of 363 amino acids. Lineage: Eukaryota; Viridiplantae; Streptophyta; Magnoliopsida; Poales; Poaceae. The record is from RefSeq and is a predicted model, not a curated record. Gene Ontology annotation, biological process: carbohydrate metabolic process. The transcript is spliced from 2 exons.
GGAUACUCGCCCACUACGGCACUCCCAGUCCCCGCACGUAAACACAGCAGUUCUCCUCGCUCGCCUUCUUCCCUUCUUGCCCGUUGCCUGCUCGCUCUUGCCUUAUAUAAACAGAAGCAGAGCACGGCAGGGCAGAGUUCAGAGUUCAGACAUCGGGCAGAUCAGGCAGAGGAGAGGAAUUCUCGGCCGAUUCUUCAUUUCAAGCACAAGAAGAGGAGAGAACAUAGAAGAGGCCAAGAGGGGGCUUUGUGCUUUCUGAAAGCUGCUCUGAGGGAUGACGGCGUGCGGUGGUGGUGUGAGGAUGGCGGUUGCUGCGGCGGCGGCGGCGAAGAUGGCUGCGCCAUGGGUUCUUGGUUGCAGCUUGCUGCUCUGCUUGGCGACCUUUCAGGGAGCUGAGUGUGCGAUCGGCGUGAACUACGGCAUGGUCGCCAACAACCUGCCGGCGCCGGAGCAGGUGAUCUCCAUGUACAAGGCCAAGAACAUCAACUACGUGCGCCUCUUCCACCCGGACACGUCGGUGCUGAACGCGCUCCGGGGCUCCGGCAUCGGCGUUGUCCUGGGCACGCUGAACGAGGACCUCCAGCGUCUGGCGUCCGACCCGUCCUACGCCGCGUCGUGGGUGGCCACCAACGUGCAGCCCUUCGCCGGCGCCGUCCAGUUCCGGUACAUCAACGCCGGCAACGAGGUCAUCCCGGGGGACGCCGCGGCGCAGGUGCUCCCGGCCAUGCAGAACCUGGAGUCGGCGCUCCGGUCCGCGGGGGUCACUGGCGUCCCCGUCACGACGGCCGUGGCCACGAGCGUGCUCGGCACGUCGUACCCGCCGUCCCAGGGCGCCUUCUCCGAGGCGGCGGCGCCGGUGAUGGCGCCCAUCGUCUCGUACCUGUCGUCGAAGGGCGCGCCGCUGCUGGUGAACGUGUACCCGUACUUCGCCUACUCGGGCAGCGGCGGGCAGGUGGCGCUCGGGUACGCGCUGUUGUCGUCGGACGCCAGCGCGGCGUCGUCGUCGUCGGUGACGGACGGCGGGGUGGUGUACACCAACAUGUUCGACGCGAUCGUGGACGCGACGCACGCGGCGGUGGAGAAGGCCGGGGUGCAGGGACUGGAGCUGGUGGUGUCGGAGACCGGGUGGCCGUCGGGCGGCGGCGGCGACGGCGCCACCGUGGAGAACGCGGCGGCGUACAACAACAACGUGGUGCGGCACGUCGGCGGAGGCACCCCGCGGCGGCCAGGGAAGGCCGUGGAGACGUACCUGUUCGCCAUGUUCAACGAGAACGGCAAGGCCGAGGGCGUGGAGCAGCACUUCGGCCUCUUCCAGCCGGACAUGAGCGAGGUCUACCACGUCGACUUCACGGCGGCUUCUUCCUAGGCUAGCUCUUCUCGAGUAGCAGCACUAGUCUGUCCGUGUGUACAGUGCAUGCCAGUGCACGGCGUUACCCCAUCCCAUGGAUUUGUUUAGCACAUUAUUACUGUCGUCAUUAUUACUCAUUAGUGAUGCAUUUGCUCAGUAGAUACAGAUACAGACAUACAGUAGUACACUCCUUCAGUAUGCCAUGCGUCUCUACUUGACCA